Nerophis lumbriciformis (worm pipefish) is the source of this 1404-nucleotide messenger RNA. The record is from RefSeq and is a predicted model, not a curated record. Lineage: Eukaryota; Metazoa; Chordata; Actinopteri; Syngnathiformes; Syngnathidae.
AUGAAGUCCGUGUUGGACGCUGUGGCCGACACCACCUUCCGGACUAUCACCUCUGGUUUACAAUACCUCGGCUCCAAUGACGCCAACUACGACGAGCCUGUCAGCGAUGUGGAUUUCAAGGGUGUCUUCUCCGUCCAGAAGCCCCUGUCCUCCUUCCGCAGCAAUGCCUUCCCCGACAAGAUCCCCCCGGACGAGGAGCUGAUCCUCAGGGGCUUCUACCCGACCAACGCCACGGAGCUCCUAUCCAACCGGAGCACGUUCCGGGAUGAGGGCAACAACAUUCAAUGUGGGGAGAACUUCAUGGACAUGGAGUGCUUCAUGAUCCUGACGCCCAGCCAACAGCUGGCCGUGGCUGUCAUGUCACUCACCCUGGGUACCUUCACGGUCUUGGAGAACCUGGUGGUGCUUUGCGUGAUCUUGCAGUCGCGCACCCUCCGCUGCAGGCCCUCCUACCACUUCAUUGGCAGCCUGGCCGUGGCCGACUUACUGGGAAGCGUCAUUUUUGUCUACAGCUUCUUGGACUUCCAUGUAUUCCACCGGAAGGACAGCCCCAACGUGUUCCUCUUCAAGCUGGGCGGCGUCACGGCGUCGUUCACCGCCUCAGUGGGCAGCCUCUUCCUCACCGCCAUCGACCGAUACAUCUCCAUCCACCGACCUUUGGCCUAUAGGCGCAUCGUGACCCGGACCAAGGCGGUCAUCGCCUUUUGCAUGAUGUGGACCAUCUCCAUCGUCAUUGCCGUGCUACCUCUGCUGGGCUGGAACUGCAAACGCCUCAAGUCCGUGUGUUCCGACAUAUUUCCCCUGAUCGAUGAGAACUACCUGCUCUUCUGGAUCGGGGUGACCAGCGUGCUGGUUCUUUUCAUCAUCUACGCCUACAUCUACAUCCUGUGGAAAGCACACCACCACGCCGUGCGCAUGCUGAGCCGCACUUCGCAGAAGAGCCUGGUGGUGUACUCUGCAGACGGCACCAAGGUGCAGACCACGCGCCCUGAGCAGGCCCGCAUGGACAUCCGCCUGGCCAAGACCCUGGUGCUCAUCCUGGCUGUGCUGGUCAUCUGCUGGGGUCCUGUGCUGGCCAUCAUGGUCUAUGACCUCUUCUGGAGGAUGGACGACGACAUCAAGACGGUGUUCGCGUUCUGUAGCAUGCUCUGCCUGCUCAACUCCACCGUCAACCCCAUUAUCUACGCCCUGAGGAGCAAGGACCUAAGACACGCCUUCCUCAGCUCGUGCCACGCCUGCAGGGGCAGCGGUCAGCAACUGGACAACAGCCUGGAGUCGGACUGCCAGAACCGCAACGCCAACAUCUCAGCCAACAGGGCUGCUGAGAGCUGCGUGAAGACCACUGUGAAAAUAGCCAAAGUAACAAUGUCCGUGUCCACAGAGACUUCUGCGGAAGCUGUCUAA